Daucus carota subsp. sativus is the source of this 2059-nucleotide messenger RNA. RefSeq lists its product as uncharacterized. The transcript is spliced from 2 exons. NCBI's taxonomy places the organism in Eukaryota, Viridiplantae, Streptophyta, Magnoliopsida, Apiales, Apiaceae. The record is from RefSeq and is a predicted model, not a curated record. The coding region runs from base 78 to 1919 and encodes 613 amino acids.
AGAGAUCUGAAUAUAGGAAACAGAUCCAUCUCUUAUUCCACUAUACAAAAAUCAAAACCAAAAAAAGAGAUAUAGGAAUGGAUCAUUUCAGCCACGAGCAUCCACUGAUCCUGAAUGAAGAUUACAUUGCUAGAGCGAGUGAUAUGUGUAAUGCCUGCAACGAAGAGAUCGUCUCAUGUAAGUCAUUUGUUUUCAGUUGCAGCCGCAGAAGCAGCAUCACAGGCAUCCCAGGUACUGAUAAUAAGGAUGUCGAUGAAAAAUGUCUUAAAUUCUUACUCCACAAAACAUGUGCAGAGUCACCCCGUAGAAUUCAAAGCCUAAGAAACCGAGAAGAGUUCCUGGACCUCCUUAUCAAUCCCCGCGCUAACAAAACAUUUUUACAAACUUUUUUGAACCGUCCAGGUGACAUUUAUCCCUGUAAAUUGUGUAUGAAACAAAUGCCAUGGAUUUACUGCAGUCCUGGUUUUCUCUUCUGUGUUUGCCUUAAAUGUGCCAUGUUCCAAGUUGAUUCUUUCAUAAGUCGUAAAUUUAUUCAUCAAUCUCACACUCAACACCAACUAGCCCUGAUCCAACGUCCAACUUCAUUUAAAUGUGAUGCUUGCAACAUGGAGGAUAGUACUAAAGACAUGUCAUAUAAAUGUGUGGAUUGUCCGUUUUGGAUGCACAAGAGCUGCGCGGAUGCUCCUACCUCUUUCCUCUUUAAUUUUCACAAAAAACACCCUCUUAUGCUCUCAUUUUCUUUGCCACAAGUUUAUCAUAAAUUUGCACAGUAUUGCAGACUCUGCAAUGGAGAGCUGGGUGAAUUAAAUUGGCUUUACUAUUGUUCCAAAUGCAGAUAUUUCGCCCAUUUUCAAUGUGCUAGAUCAAGGCAGAUGUUGAGCUCUUCUGAAAACGAAGAAUAUCCCGAUCUUGUGCACUUCCCAGCAGCUACUGAAUCAUCUGUAAAUUUAUUGUUUGAGCAAUUUAUCAAGGAGAUGAGUCGUCCAAAGAACGAGGAAGGAUGUAGCCCAAGAGGUCGUCUUAAAGAUUGGGCUCAUGGUGAACAUCCCCUGCAGCUUGUUACAGUUGAUCAGUUAAAUGAUGAGAAAGAUGUAUUAUUCAUAUGCGAUGGCUGUGCCAAACCCAUCCGAAAUGAUGGCCAUCUUUUCUAUGCUUGUGUUCCUUGUAAAUAUUUUCUGCAUAAAUUCUGCGGUGAAUUACCCACCACCAACCCCCAAAGUCCAUCUCAUAGAAUUCUAUAUAACAAGUACAGUCCAGCAUACAAGCUUUUUCUUUGUCAUGGCUGUCAUUAUUGGGGCAAUGUUAUAUCUUUCCGCGGAGAUGAGCCAAGAAACUCGUUGCCUUUUGAAGAACAUAUAGCAUGCUCAGCCCUACCCAAAAUGAUCAAACACGAGUCCCACCCUCACCCACUUCACUUGAAUAGUUAUAAGCCUACAAGUUGCAAAGCAUGUGAUGAUAAGAGGUACUUUUAUACAUGGCACGGUUGCGAAGGUUGUGAUUUCCAUUUAUGUGCAGGAUGUAUUAUGAAGGCAAGUAGAGUUAAACAUGGGUGGGAUCCUCACCCCCUCCGCUUGAUUUUUGAUCCUGGCAUGGUCGAGGAUCACGAACAUGAGUUUCAAUGUGAGUUCUGUUCUCAAGAUUUGGACACAAACUUUUGGUUCUAUCACUGCGAUGAUUGUGAUCUUUCGUUUCAUCUAAGAUGUUAUGAUAAAUCAUGUUAUCUCAACUUCUCACAUGUCAAGUAUGGUGCUACUGAUAUUAUUAAAGACCAUCUCCAUCCUCACAGCCUCACAUUGGUACUCAACAAGAAAGUUCGUAGUUGCGGAAAAUGUCACUGGUCUAGUAUUGGCAGGGCUGUCCUUGAAUGUGCACCAUGCAAAACCAUAUUCUGUGCGUCCUGCUCGGGAAUGUAUCAAUAACAGAUCGCAUCAAUCGUCUAUUAUCUGGAGUACUUGUAUUAGGUUUUCGCAUUGCGUUAUAAUCUUUGAAACUGUGCUGUAUUCGUAAUCUUAUUAAAAAAUAUACAUCGAUUGUGUAUUAAAAUUUUACUCCAAGUUUA